AUGAGACACAUAGCAGCUUUCGUAUUACUUGUCGGCCAUCUUUAUUUCUCUACUCAAGUGUCAGGCUUAAACCGCGAUAAGCUUACAGCGCCAUCUGCACUUAAAUUGAAGGUGAUCGGUGAUUCUCACCGAAAGAAAUGCAGCUAUAUAAAAUGUCCAACAGUGGAACAUCCGGUAUGCGUGAAAUUGAAGAGUAAAAAUCGUAACACACCGAAAAACAUUUACAUAAUCGUGAUAAACAAAUGCGAAUUGGAAUAUAUGAAAUGUCAUGAAGAGCUGGAGGCGGUCGUGGUGCCGAUGAAACAUUGCGACCACAAACACCCAUCAGAAACUCCAACCAAAGCUGGCUCAAAGAGGGUAAAAAGGAGUCCAACCAUAGCGACUGGACCAUCUCAAGACAACAAAAUCGCGACCCAGGUGGCCCGAAAACGUGUUGCCACCAAAGAAUCACCGAGGGUCGAAUACCGCUCACUCUACUUCGGCCCCAAAAGCCGGAAAGACGCUGAUGACGAGGAAGAUGCGGAGGCCGAGGAAGCCGGCGGUUCCGACGCCCAACGCGACGUUGCCACGGAGAGCGCCGAAGCCAAUUUGGAGACGGAUCAAAACGGGGCGACACCGGAAAAGAUUUCGUUCCCAGUACACGCCAGUUAUGACGAGCUAUUGCCUUUGAAUGACGGCGGCAACAAAGAAGAAGCUGACGACGAUGAUGAUCGCAAAGUACAGCCGCCCGGUGGCGGUGUUAAUAUAAACAUUGAGCUGGUAGAAGAUUCCCAAAGAAUCGACGAGGAAGAUGAGCAAGGAAUUGAAGAGGAGAAUAACGGACAGUACGAGGGAGCCGACGAGGAAGAGAACACGAAGAAUAUAGAAAACGAAGAAGCGGACGAAGAAGAGAACACGAAGAAUAUAGAAAACGAAGAAGCGAAGGAAGAAGGAAACGUGGAAGAAAAUGAUGAUUCUGACAACGAAGCACGGGGCUUGAAAAACACCGAGCAGAGCAACGGCGAUCAGGACCCGGUUAAAAUUAAAGCGCCAAUGGUUUCAGUGAAUUUUAUAGUCAACAAAGACAAGCAGGACGAGUUAGCGGCAGACCAAGCGCAAAUUAACAACCCAGAGGAGUCACAGCCCAAGUCAGCGGAGGCAGAAGAGGUUGAUACUGAGAGGGAAGAUCAGGUUGAAACGGAAGCCGCUCCAGAGUUAGCGGCGGACGGCGCUAACACAAGCGACCGAGAUGAGACACAACCUAAAACAGCAGAUGCCGAAGAGGCGGGCUCCGAGAAGGAAGAUCAGAUCGUAAUAAAAAUAACUCCAGAAGGCGAAGACCCCCAAAAAGAAGACCCAGCUACCCAAGAGGAAGGCGAAGACAUUCAAGGAAAAGCGGUGGCAGACGACGGUGACGGAAAGAAUGAGGAUAUGGACGUCGAAAAGCCGUCGGAUGCUGCAGCUGAUCCAUCAAAUGAUCAAGACCAGCAACCACCCGGUGACGACUACGUCACGAAUAAGCCACCAGAUUACGAAGACGUGGACCUUGACGAGUACAAAAGCGAUUGUCCCACCGUUUGCCCGGCAAGGGACGUGAUGCUCUGUGCCAGAUGCAAGGAGGGCGUAUACAGGACCUUUAUGAGCUCCUGUCAUAUGAGAAUGUUCAACUGCAAGCACCCGGAAGAGAAGCUGGAACUGGUGUCGCGGAAGCCGUGCAUGCUGUCCGCGCCGUUCCUGAACGAAAUGCCGCAGGCGAGGGGACGCGUCGGAGAGCGGAGGGACGCGGACCCGGUCCUGCACUAUUUGAUGUGCAGAACGAAGAGCGACUCGGACGAUCCAAAUUGCAGAAACGUCGGUACGACCGAUGCCACCGAAAUAAAG
Iphiclides podalirius (scarce swallowtail) is the source of this 1860-nucleotide messenger RNA. The record is from the annotation of a GenBank genome assembly. NCBI's taxonomy places the organism in Eukaryota, Metazoa, Arthropoda, Insecta, Lepidoptera, Papilionidae.